Austrofundulus limnaeus is the source of this 1010-nucleotide messenger RNA. RefSeq names its product VPS29 retromer complex component (gene vps29). The record is from RefSeq and is a predicted model, not a curated record. Lineage: Eukaryota; Metazoa; Chordata; Actinopteri; Cyprinodontiformes; Rivulidae. The transcript is spliced from 4 exons. Gene Ontology annotation, biological process: retrograde transport, endosome to Golgi. Gene Ontology annotation, cellular component: retromer complex. Bases 16 to 672 code for a protein of 218 amino acids.
UCAUCCCAAUCUCUGAUGGUGUCCCGUGUUGUUCUACUUCACGCACACGUCUCCCCCUCUUUCCUCCCUGUCUCACCCACCUCCACCCUUCUGUAUCUGUCUCCACCCGCCCAGGCCGGUCAUCGGUUGGUCCUGGUGUUGGGCGACCUGCACAUCCCCCAUCGGUGCAACACGCUGCCGGCCAAGUUCAAGAAGCUGCUGGUCCCGGGGAAGAUCCAGCACAUCCUGUGCACCGGGAACCUCUGCACCAAGGAGAGCUACGACUACCUGAAGACGCUUGCCGGGGACGUCCACAUAGUCCGCGGAGACUUCGAUGAGAACCUGAACUACCCGGAGCAGAAGGUGGUCACGGUGGGCCAGUUCAAGAUCGGCCUGAUCCACGGCCACCAGGUGAUCCCGUGGGGGGACAUGGCCAGCCUGGCGCUGCUGCAGAGGCAGCUCAACGUGGACAUCCUCAUCUCCGGGCACACGCACAAGUUCGAGGCGUUUGAGAACGAGAACAAGUUCUACAUCAACCCCGGUUCUGCUACUGGAGCCUACAACCCACUGGAAAGAAACAUCAUCCCCUCCUUCGUACUGAUGGACAUCCAGGCGUCCACGGUCGUGACGUACGUCUAUCAGCUGAUCGGGGACGACGUGAAGGUGGAGAGAAUCGAGUACAAGAAGUCCUAAAAGGUGCGAGGAGGAGGAGGAGGAGGAGGAAGAGUUAACGAGGCUCAGUGAAUCGUUUCAUUCCUGUCCACCAGGGGGCAGCAGCUCCCUGAGUCACAUCAGAACUGAGCCGUGACUCACCUGAAACACCUGUGUAUUAUAGUGUUUAUAUGUCAUCAGUAGCUCCUUAAAUCUUUAGAGAAUCCAGACGAAACACAUGUUUUGCUAUUAAAACAAAUAUUCGGUGCCAUUUAUUUUAUUUUAUUUUUUUGUUCCUCAUGUUGUGGACAUGUGACCAACUGGCAUUUAGUCUCCUGUAGUUCUUCUUUUACUUCACAAUAAAAUAUGAUUUCACUCCA